UUUAUAUAUGCAUAAAAACAUACAUACAUAUAUUCCAGUUCUCCCAUCAUUUCCGAGCCUAUCUCCAACAACAUUAACCUAAGGAUGAGUUACGCACUACCUUUGCUGCUAUUUUUUCUUCUUCGAUUAAACUAUGCAAUGUCCAAAGUCGAAGAAUACCAAACAUACAUCAUCCAUAUGGACCAUACUCAGAAGCCUGUGUCUUUAUCAACCCAUGAGUCAUGGCAUCGUUCCAUUUUAAAUUCAUUGUCGUCUUCUCCUGGUGAUGACCAGGAACUGUUAUUGUACUCAUACAACCAUGUCAUGCAUGGCUUCAGCGCGAGGCUUACACCCUCUCAGCUAUCUGAGGUUGAGAAAUCUCCGGCUCACCUCGCCACAUACCCGGAGUCCUUUGGCAAGCUGUUGACAACCUACUCCCCUAAGUUUCUUGGGCUACAACAAAAUGUUGGCAUAUGGCCCGCUGCCUCAUAUGGAGAAGAUGUGAUUGUAGGCAUUAUUGAUACUGGAAUUUGGCCAGAGAGCGAGAGUUUUAAUGACGAGGGUAUGUCAACUGUGCCGCAAAAAUGGAAAGGAAAGUGUGAGAAUGGCACAGCAUUUAGCCCUUCAAAUUGCAACAGGAAGCUCAUUGGGGCUCAAUCGUUUAGCAAAGGACUACAAGCUGCAGGUAUUAAUAUAUCCAAGGAACUAGAUUUCAGUUCUCCAAGAGACUUCUUCGGUCAUGGCACACACACAGCAUCCACAGCGGUAGGUAACUAUGUACAUGAUGUAAGUCACUUUGGAUAUGCAAGAGGCACAGCCAGAGGAGUGGCUCCCCGGGCACAUCUUGCUGUGUACAAGGUCCUUUGGGCAACAAACACAAAAGAGUCUGCAUCAACCGAUGUUCUUGCUGGUAUGGACCAAGCAAUUGAUGAUGGGGUUGAUAUCAUGUCUUUGUCCAUUGGCUUUAAACAGACUUCUUAUUUCACUGAUAGCAUUGCCAAAGGUUCUCUUUCGGCAAUUGAGAAAGGGAUUUUUGUUGUCUGUGGUGCUGGCAAUGAUGGUGAUUUUAAAACAAUAUACAAUGGAGCACCUUGGAUAACAACUGUAGGGGCUGGCACAAUUGAUCGAAGUUUCCACGGAAAAGUGACUCUAGGAAAUGGGGUUACCAUUGGAGGCACAUCAUACUUUCCAGAGAGUGGUUUCAUUACUAAUUUACCUUUGUACUAUGGCACACGCAACAGGAGCAAAGCAAUUUGCAACCACAAAUCUUUGGAUGAAAAGGAGGUUAUCGGGAAGGUAGUCAUCUGUGAUUAUAGCACCAAGAUUAAUGUUUCUGAACAGAUUGAAGAGGUCGAGAGCGCAGGUGGUUAUGGAGCUAUCUUCUUGACAGAUGCAUCAUUCUCUUUCUUGCCAAAUAAAUACUCCAUUCCGAGCCUUAUUGUGCCAACUGCUUCAGGGACUCGGGUUAAAGAGUAUGUGACAAAGGUGAGAAAUCCAAUAGUGAAUGACAUGAGGUUUCUAUUAACAAGGUUCAGUACCAAGCCUGCACCUCAAAUCGCCAAGUUCUCUUCAAGGGGUCCAAGCACAAUCAGUCCAGGUGUUUUAAAGCCAGAUAUUCUGGCUCCAGGAGUUGAUGUGCUAGCUGCAUUUUCACCCAUAUUUCCGUACAUCCGAGUAGGAAAAUAUGAUUUGGCUUCUAAUUAUGUUCUUCUAUCAGGCACAUCAAUGUCGACACCACAUGUUGCUGGCGUUGGAGCUUUACUAAAAGCAAUCCACCCUGAAUGGAGCCCAGCGGCUAUCCGAUCAGCUAUGAUGACCACAGCCUAUGUCAAAGACAAUACUGGCAAUAUUUUUAAAAGCCAAUUGACAAAUUCUUCUUCCUCACCUUUAGACUUUGGUGCUGGCCAUAUCAAUCCAAACAAAGCCAUGGAUCCUGGACUGAUCUAUGAUAUCGGUCUGCAAGAUUAUAUUCAAUUUGUGUGUGGCCUGGGGUACACUAAGAAGCAAAUGAUUCUUCUCCUUAGACGAACUCGAUGGAGUUGCAACCACAAAUCUAUUCAUGAUCUAAACUAUCCCACUUUCAUGGCUGUACUCUCCAACAAAACUAGAUAUCCAGUGACAAUGAAGUUUAACAGGGUUGUGACAAAUGUUGGCAAUGAUAAAUCUGUUUACCGAGCACAUUUAGAGAACAUUCCAACCGGAAUGAGAAUAAGUGUCAAACCGAGGAUUCUUACCUUCACCCGCAAACAUCAGAAUCGAAGUUUUGUUUUAAGUGUUGUGCUUGAUAAGCUUGAUGGAGAAAAUCCAAUUCCAACGGUAUUUGGUUUUCUCAAAUGGAUUGAUCAAGAUAGCCACAUAGUAUCAAGCCCCAUAGUGGCUAUCAAAUAUUAGUGGACAAUAUAUAUGGGCAUGUUCACAUGCUAAAUAUUAGCUAUUGUCAAGGGCGUCUUGGCUGUUUGUCUUCUCAGUCCAUGUAGUGUUUGUUCAUCAUGAAAAUUUGCAAGUGCUAUGUUAUUACCAUAUGUUGGCUUUGUAUAUGAGAAUAAAGUUGUUAUGGAACUAGUUCAGAAAA
Quercus robur (English oak) is the source of this 2551-nucleotide messenger RNA. RefSeq names its product subtilisin-like protease SBT1.8. Gene Ontology annotation, molecular function: serine-type endopeptidase activity. The coding region runs from base 85 to 2370 and encodes 761 amino acids. The transcript has a single exon. Gene Ontology annotation, biological process: proteolysis. Lineage: Eukaryota; Viridiplantae; Streptophyta; Magnoliopsida; Fagales; Fagaceae. The record is from RefSeq and is a predicted model, not a curated record.